Molecule: messenger RNA, 1231 nt
Organism: Oncorhynchus kisutch (coho salmon)
Lineage: Eukaryota; Metazoa; Chordata; Actinopteri; Salmoniformes; Salmonidae
Product: eukaryotic translation initiation factor 4E-binding protein 2
Exons: 3
Coding region: 327-686 (119 amino acids)
Biological process (GO): negative regulation of translational initiation
Cellular component (GO): cytoplasm
Molecular function (GO): eukaryotic initiation factor 4E binding
Source: RefSeq, a predicted model, not a curated record
AAUUCUCUGCUUGGAGCAGCUCUUUCCUGUCUGUUUUUGAGUGCGUGUUGAGUGUGGAAGAACGUGUGCUGCUAAGGUCGUACAGAACCUAGUCUGUCGGUCUGCGUGUGGGAAUGUGUGGUUAGUUUAGAUAUUCAACAUUAUUUGCACUUAUGACAAAAUAAAGUAUUUGUUUUUAUUUAGGAAUUAGCUUGCUAACGACCCAAAGCAAAUAAUUGAGGAAGCAGCAACAGGGCACGUUGUUUGCUUUGUUGUUUUUCAGGUCCAAGAUAUUUAGCUAAGUUGUCCAAUUUGUAGUUAUUAGCAAACGCCCCUGUGUUUUGAAGAUGUCUACGGGCUGUCAGAAGACCACUACUAGCAAGGCCAUUCCGACCAGGCGGGUGACCAUAAACGACGCCUCGCACAUGCCCAACGACUACUCCACUACUCCCGGGGGAACUCUGUUCAGCACAACACCUGGAGGUACAAGAAUCAUCUACGACCGGAAGUUCCUGCUGGAGUGCCGCAGUUCCCCGCUGGCCAGGACUCCACCGUGCUCUCUCCCCAACAUUCCAGGGGUCACCAGCCCACCCUCCAAACACAUCAACAAUGUAAAGGCCCAUAACAGAGAGCCACUGAACAACAACAUCACUGCACCUGCUGACAAAAGCACUGGUGACGAUGCACAGUUUGAAAUGGACAUCUAACUGUUGGUGGAAUGAGCAUUCAAGAGGGAUGUGAAACAACUUCACUUACUACCAUGAUGCUGAAGAAGAGGCCCAACCAAUCGCCCACCCAGACUUGCUACAAUAUUGUCACCUUCUGUGUUUACAGAUGAAGUCCAUUAGUUGCAGUUUGUUAACUUUAAAUAUCAGCUGUAUUGUUACUGUAAAAUAACACAAAGGUGGUUCAGGCGUGUGAAUGAAGUGUUACCCUCUUGACUCACCUCUGGGGCCUUUCUCUUGUGGAGCCAGCAGCAACACUGAAAAAGAUUGCUCCAGAGGAGUGGUGUGGCGGUAAAGAUUCAAUUUCUUUCAUUCUUUAAUUCUUCAUUCAUUCUUCAUUCUUUGCCACUCAAAUCAAUCUUAUCAUGGGUUAUCCACACUUCACUGCCUUCAAAAUACUAUUAAUUUUUUCAGAUAAAAAGAUUGUCAUACAUAGGAAUGUAAAAAAUAUAUAGAGAGAAAUUUGAGACAAAAAACUACAUUUUCACAUGGUUUGUAAGAAGAAUCAAUAAAGAAAAUAAAACAUA